This is a messenger RNA of Myxocyprinus asiaticus (Chinese sucker), 3635 nucleotides long. Its product is annotated as ribosome-binding protein 1-like. Gene Ontology annotation, biological process: protein transport. Lineage: Eukaryota; Metazoa; Chordata; Actinopteri; Cypriniformes; Catostomidae. The coding region runs from base 92 to 3256 and encodes 1054 amino acids. Gene Ontology annotation, cellular component: endoplasmic reticulum membrane. The transcript has 28 exons. The record is from RefSeq and is a predicted model, not a curated record.
CAGAAAGUGCCACGACUCCAAAAUUCAGCGGCGAUUCACAAUCAUCAUUUGGUCGCAGGAUCAGGAUUAGGAGGGACAAGACUGAGCAAAGAUGGAUGUGUAUGACCCUCAAACUCUUGGAAUUGUGGUGUUUGGUGGAUUUAUGGUCUUCUCUGCCAUUGGCAUCACGCUCGUCUCGACUUUUUCCAUGAAGGAGACAUCUUAUGAAGAAGCCCUGGCCAAACAACGACAAGUGUCAAGCAAGACCCCAACCCAACGCUCUGACAAGAAGAAAAAGACAUCUGAAAAGAAAAACAAGGCCAAGAAGAAGGAGGACAAACCCAAUGGGAACCUUGCAGAAUCUGAACUCGAGUCCAGCCCUGAAACGGAACCUGUUGUUGAGAUCAGUGAACCUGAACCAGAACCCCAACCUGAAUCUAUGGUCGUUCCCGAGCCUGAAGUUUUAUCCAAGCCAGCUGUACCUGAACCAGUUCCUAAGGUUGUUAAGUGUACUUCCCCUCCCGAUGUAAGUGCUGUGGUGGCCCCAUCUGCUCCUUCCCCAAAGGAAAAGAAGAAGAAGAAAGUGGCCAGGGUGCAACCAGCACCUUUCAAGCCUGUGGAGGUCCCAGAGUUUGUAGUUAAAGAGGAACCAGUGGGCACCAAGGUGGCUGUGAAAGCAGAGGUUGCUCCCCCUAAGCCUGAAGAACUCAAGCAAGAACCCAAACCUGAAGCUUCAACCAAGAAGAAGUCCAAGAAGAAAGCUGAUCCAGUGGUGACUGUAGAGACAGUUGAUGCCCCCCAGCUGUCACCAUAUAAAACUCUGGUCUCCAGUCUGAACAGUGCAUCGCUGAAUGAAUCAGAGAUGCAGAAACUCUUGGAGAUCAUCAGCAAGAAGGCAGGAAAGGACUCCUGGCAAUUGGCCUCUCAGAAAGGUGACCCAUUAGCAGUGUUAAAGAAACAGCUUGAGGACAAGGGAAAGCAGUUGACUUCUGAGCAAGACAACGUAGCUGCAGCCAAGACACGUGUCCGCGAGCUUACCAAGGAGCUGAGUUCCGCAAAGAGCAAGAUUACAUCUGUGGAGACCCGUAUGAGCUCUGAGCUGAGUGCCCGUGGGCAGGAGAUCACAGCUCUACAGGCUCGUAUGCAGGCAUCCUACAAGGAGCACGUCAUUGAGACACAGCAGCUCAACAGCAAGAUCCAAAGCCUGCAAGAGCAGUUUGAGAAUGGACCAAAUGCUCAACUUGCCCACCUGCAGCAGGAGAACUCCAUUCUCAGAGAUGCCCUCAACCAAGCCACCAGCCAAGCAGAGAGCAGGCAGAAUGCAGAGUUAGCAAAGUUGUGUCAGGACUGUGUGCGUCUCAACCAAGAGUUGAACGAGCGCACAGUUGCUCAGCAUGCAGAUGAAGAGCAUAGAAAAGCUCUGGACAUAAAGAUGGUGGCUGCUGAAGAAAAGCUUGCACAAAGACAAGCAUCUAGUGUGGAGGCUGAGCAAGCUCUGCAGCAGAAGCUGGAUCGAGUCAGUGAGGAGCUCCGUCAGGCUCAGGACAACAGCACUGCCCUACAGGCUGAACUAGACGCAGCAAAAGAGCAAACAAAGACCCUCACUGAGCUCCAAGAGCGUAUGCGUGUUACAGAGGCAGAUCUGAAGGACAAAUGUGAAGAACUGGAGAUGCUGAAAGCACAGCUGUCUCAAACAACACAGGGCACGAAGGAAAAGACCACUGUGGAGACAGAAGUCCCUGAGAGUCUGAGAGACAAUUUAGAGGAAGUUGAACAAUUGAAAAGCAGUCUGAAAGAGAGGGAGGACCAGCUGACAUUGCUGGAGGCGGAGCUUGCGCAGCUGAGGGAGGAGUUUGACACAGUGCAGAAGGAUCAGGCUGAGGCAGCUCAGAAUAGAAUAAAUGAGGCAGAGACAGAGAAGAGAGAAUACACAGCUGAGAUCGAACAACUGAAUACAAGUCUGAAAGAAAAGGAGGAUUUGGUGGCAUCCCUGCAGGCUCAAAUUGAAAAGAUGGAAAGUACAGAAAAUGUUGAAGCAGAGCCACCAUUUGAAAUUCUGGAGAAGGAUGCUCGCAUGAUCUCACUGGAGGAAGAGCUUCAGCAGCUGAAAGAAGAAGUGGAACGAAUGAAGACCAAGAGCAAUGAACUGCGGGAGAAGAACUAUACCGCAGUGGAGGCUCUGGCUGCUACUGAGAGACUGAGUGAAGAGAGACUGAACCAGGCUAGGGCUGCACAGAGUGAGGCGGAGCAGCAACUGAGCUCUUUCCAGACAGAUGCAAGAAAUGCCCUCCAGAAACUCUUCCCUCACAUCACAAUUGAAACACAUCAGAGUAACUGGCUGGAAGCAUUCACACAUGAAGCUCAGGUGAGCCUCACACACAAUCAGCAGAGUCGAACAGAACAGCAGCCAGAAACAUCAAGCACAGAAUUGACGGAACUGCAACAGAAGCUCGCCCAAUCAGAGGAGAGUCAGAGGUCGAUGCAGGCCGAGUGUGAGCAGUACAGAUCCACUCUCAGUGAAAUGGAGAACAUGCUGAAAGUUCUGCAGAAGAGUGUGGAGGACGGGGAGCUGGUGUGGAAGUCAAAGAUCUCCAAUGCAGAGGAGCAGAAACAGGCGGCCCUGGAUCAGGUGAAGGUGCUGGAGGAGACAAUCGAGACGAUGAAAGCGGAGAGACAGGAUACAGAUCAGCUGAAGGGUCAGGUGAUGCUGCUGGAGGCACAGCUGGAGAAACAGCUGGAGUCCAUAACCAUCAGUCAGAUGUAUGCAGAAGAAAUGUCUCAGAUGAAUGCAUUGUUAUCAGAAACUCAGAGCCAGCUGGAAUCAGCCAAAGCAGAGGCUCAGAAACAGAAAGCAGAAUUUUUAUUGGUCAGACAGGAGCUGCAGGAAGUGACUCAACGCAUACAGAAUGAGGAGAGCACACAGUCCACUCAGGUGCAGACGCAGCUGGAGGAGGCAACGCAUAAACUGCAGACAGAUGAGGACAUUAAACAGCAGCUAGCAAAUGACUACGAACAGGCACAGAAGUGUGUGCGGGAUCUCGAGGUCCAGUUAGAACAGUUGAAAUCUGCUGAAGAGGGAGCAUCUGAAGAGCUCAAGGAGAGACUGGAGAAAGAGAGGAAAUUGACGCGAGAUCUUGGCCAGGCAGCCACUAAACUGCAGCAGCUUCUGAAAAGCACUCAGGAAGAGCUGGCCAAAGAGAAAGAGACAGUGAAGGGUCUACAGGAACAGCUAAAGGACAAGGAAGUUGAAGAGACAAAAGAAGGGACAUCUGUCUGACAAUAAAUUCAAUCAAAUAAACAACCCAAAUGCCAUUAACUGUGCCUAUGCAUUAUUUGCUUUGUAUUCUCUCUUACUGUUGCAAUUUAGCAAAUAUUAUGUCUGUUUAGGAAAUUGAAAAACAAGGGAGCAAAUUUUUUUUUUUUUUUUUUGAGCCAUUAAAAGGUGACUGAAACGUUCCCACAAAACCGUUCUCAUUGUUAAAGAAAAGGGAGAAGUGUUCAUGUGAGCGAUACAUGACUUGUGCAAUUAUGUCUUUUGUUUGUAUGCUCUCAUGGGAUUCAAAAGAAGGAACAUUUCAUCAUGCAGCAAUGCAAACUUUACACUUUGUAGUUGUCUGCUGACAAAUGUGAUAAAAUUAUAAUAAAAAACAAAAUAC